CACGUUUUCAAGUCCACAAUAUCUGACAGCUCAUGGAACGAAUCAUGAAAUAUGUCCAUCAUCACUUUUCGUAGGUACCAAGUGGACAAUUUUCAAAAGUUUGCAGUUUAACAAUUUUUUUUCAUAAAAUACUUGCUGCUAAUUAACUUGAUGAGCAUUACACACGUGGUUUACUUAUUUGUGCUCACUUGUUGUAACUCAAAUCUCAAUAGUUCUCGAAUAGCUUUGUUUGAGAAUACAAUUUUUGAAUUUAAUAACAAAUAUUUCAGAGUUUGAGAUUUAUAAUAUCGAGGCAGCUGCAUAAUGAUCUUCGGAAUGCAUUUCAAAGCUUUUAUUAUUGGAACUUUCCUCAUAUCUCUUCUACCUGGAGGAUCUGUGCAAUACUGCCGAAAUCACGUGACCUUCAAUCCUGGCUGCCCUUUCUAUCGCUGUCCUCUGUUCUUCUUCCCUCCUUGUUUCCAUUUCCUUCCUUCUUCUUAUCCUUCCUUUCCUCCUUCUUAUCCUUCCCCUCCUCCUGCUCCCACACGUCGUUCUUCUGCAUCAUCACCUUCUUCCAACGAUGAUUCUGAUUUUGAAAUUUCCGAAAUUGCCACAUUCGGAUUCCUGGAUAGUUUGAUGCUUCCCUUCAAAGGACGAUCCGAUACUGCAGCGCCCCAAAAUGAAACAAAGACUCCACUAGUACCCGACACUACAAAACCAAAAAUCAUCUUCAAAACAAAGUCCAAUGAUGAAAAAGUAAUAUUUAAUGCACAUAACGGCGAAAUUACAUUUGGAGGAAUUAUGGCAUAGGAAUUUUGAUAACUUGUUAAUAAGUUAAAAAAAGGAUUUCUUGUGUAAUUUUGUCUAUAGUCUAUAGUGAGGUCCACAUUAUAAUGGCACUAUUUAAAUAACACUGGUGUUGCUGUCCUUGUUUAUCAUUCGACAAAGCAGAUAGCACUAUCCUUUUCUAGCUCCGCAAAGUUGCCAGAUCAUUUAUCAGCAAUGUUGAAAUAUUAUCAUUAAUUCAUAAAAUAAUCAAUCAUGAAAAAUCGUUAUAUGUAAUCAUUGAGGAAUACUUUUCCUUGACGAGAGAAACAUAACUGAUAAUUUCAAUCAAAAAUGAACAGAUUAUCACAUCAGAUAUACCGGUAUCAGUUAUCCAAGGCAGUGGCAAGGCAGAGAAUCGGCAAAGUUGUUAUCCUAUCUUUCUCCACUGUCAUUAUAACGUGGAACUCUCUACAGUGAGAUUCACAUUAUGAGGUCAGUGGAAAUGAUAGGUCAACAGAGUUGCCAAGUUUUAUAAUUCAACCGCCUUCCAUAGUAGAUAGCUGUGAUUUGAGUCAUCCCAAU
This is a messenger RNA of Nilaparvata lugens (brown planthopper), 1329 nucleotides long. RefSeq lists its product as uncharacterized. The transcript has 2 exons. The record is from RefSeq and is a predicted model, not a curated record. The coding region runs from base 304 to 789 and encodes 161 amino acids. NCBI's taxonomy places the organism in Eukaryota, Metazoa, Arthropoda, Insecta, Hemiptera, Delphacidae.